AUGACCCCGCUGUAUAAGGCGAUCGGUGAUCCGGGAAGCUUCUGCCCCUCUUCUCCCUGCACGGCCCCGGGGCGCCGGGUCCACGUGCUGGCCUCUCGCUGGCUCCGGACCAGACGCCUAGUCGCCCCCAGCUCCCCGGACUCCGGCUGCUACGACCGCAAGGAGCUGCGGAAGCGACUCAACCUGGAGGAGUGGAUCCUGGAGCAGCUCACGCGCCUCUACGACUGUCAGGAAGAGGAGAUCCCCGAGCUGGAGAUUGACGUCGAUGAGCUGCUAGAUAUGGAGAGUGACGACACCCGCGCAGCCAGGGUCAAGGAGCUGCUGGUUGACUGUUACAAACCCACUGAGGCCUUCAUCUCUGGCCUGCUGGACAAGAUCCGGGGCAUGCAGAAGCUGAGCACCCCCCAGAAGAAGUGAGGGUCCCGGAUCCAAGUGAACGGUGGCUCCCACAGGACAAUCGCUGCCCCCCGACCUCGUAGCAACAGCAAUACCCGGGGGGCCCUGCGGCUGGGCCUGGUGCCGUGAGCAGGGCUCCCCGCACCCCUGGCCCAGGGGCCUCUUCCCUUGCCCCCGCGUUUUCCAUUUUUGGGGUUUUUUAUUGUUAUUAAACGGACGGGACUUUUUGUGUUUUUAUACUGACUCUGCGGCGCGGGCCACUGAAUAAAGCUAGGCUAUGCCUUUGGUGCA
Messenger RNA from Echinops telfairi (small Madagascar hedgehog), 687 nucleotides. RefSeq names its product protein phosphatase 1 regulatory inhibitor subunit 14B (gene PPP1R14B). The transcript has 5 exons. Gene Ontology annotation, molecular function: protein serine/threonine phosphatase inhibitor activity. Gene Ontology annotation, biological process: regulation of phosphorylation; innate immune response. The record is from RefSeq and is a predicted model, not a curated record. The coding region runs from base 1 to 417 and encodes 138 amino acids. NCBI's taxonomy places the organism in Eukaryota, Metazoa, Chordata, Mammalia, Afrosoricida, Tenrecidae. Gene Ontology annotation, cellular component: cytoplasm.